This is a messenger RNA of Branchiostoma belcheri (Belcher's lancelet), 1117 nucleotides long. RefSeq names its product factor VIII intron 22 protein-like. NCBI's taxonomy places the organism in Eukaryota, Metazoa, Chordata, Leptocardii, Amphioxiformes, Branchiostomatidae. The record is from RefSeq and is a predicted model, not a curated record. The transcript has 14 exons. Gene Ontology annotation, cellular component: early endosome. Gene Ontology annotation, molecular function: protein binding. The coding region runs from base 22 to 978 and encodes 318 amino acids. Gene Ontology annotation, biological process: vesicle cytoskeletal trafficking.
UUGACCCCGUCACUCUUCAAGAUGGAGGAUGUAGAUUUUCUCACAAAAUACCGAGCCGUUUCCAGCAAAUUAAAGAAACGAUUUCUGCGGAAACCCAACGUUGCUGAGGCUAGUGAGCAGUUUGGGAGCCUUUCCAAAGAUCUUCUAGAACAUGACAACCCACACUAUGCUGGCUUCUGUUGCCUGGCCAUGGCAAGAUGUGAGCAGACCCUGUCCAAUUCCCCGGGAGAGGCCCACGCGCUGGUAGAAGCGGCGCGGCUGUUCCUGGAGGCAGAGUGCACCAAUCAGACGCUGAAGUGUCCCGGGUUCGAGGAGCAUCUCAUCGCUGCCAUGAACUGUUACAACUUCGCCAUCAAGGUUCACAUUGAGCAGAUACAACCUGCCAUGGCUGCCUGUCUAUGUCUGGAGUUGGGAAAUGCUCUCAGGGGUCUAAACAAACCAGACCAGGCAAUGUCAUACUACCAGAGAGCUGCAGACCUACAGUACCAGAACCCCCUAGACUGCCUGGAAUCCUUGGGACUGGUGGCUUCCUGCAAGAUACAAACAAGAGACUAUGAUGGAGCUCUGACCAUCUUCACAGAGAUGGCCUACCUGGCACAGGAGAGAGGAGGCUCAGCCAGUGGCCCAGCCUCCAGACCAAUAGGUGCAUUUUGUGACAUCCUGGCCAGAUGUGAGGUCACCAGAGUUUUGUUACUGAUGCUGUUACAGCCCACACCCCAGAGAAUCCGUCCUGAGCAUGCUCAGACCCUGGAGAGAUAUGCCUGGGAAUCUCACUCAGAAGACUCUGCACCAGUUAACUGCCUGAGUGAGGAAGUCUUCUUGUUACUACAGUCCACAGUGAUGGCAUGUCAGUCUAGAGAUGUCUCUGCUCUUAAAUCACUGCAGAAAGACUUAUGGCCGCACCUGACAGCUGAACAGAACCACCUGCUGCACCUGGUUAUACAGGAGAUGGAACAUCCUUCAGGGGAGGGGAUUUGAGCCUCGUUCACACCAAACCGUGUCUGAUCACGAUUCUCAUAAUCUACAUUCAUUGUUGUUGAUGAAAACACGUAAGGGAGCAUGUUAUCAAUAUCUUGGACCACAAAUGCUUCUGCUGUAUCCAGGGGCCAUGGUUUUU